This is a messenger RNA of Funneliformis caledonium, 414 nucleotides long. The record is from the annotation of a GenBank genome assembly. Lineage: Eukaryota; Fungi; Glomeromycota; Glomeromycetes; Glomerales; Glomeraceae.
AUGAAGUUCAUAGUUUUUCCCAAAACUAGUUCAGAUACUAAUCAAGAUACGAGUAACGAAGAGAGAACAAGUGGUAGUAAAACAGAUAUUUCAAGUAAUACUGAUGAUAUUGUACAUAUUGCUGAUAUUUUUAAAGCAACAUCCAGACAAUUUUUUGAGUGGUUUAUAUCUGUUGAUUUUAUAAUAUUAGUAGUAAUUCCAUUUACAAAUAAAUGUGCGCGUAAAUAUGAACGUGGGUGGAGCAAAGUUGAUAAAGGUCCAUUUCAACGAAAAAUACCCAGAAAGCCACAUCCAAUUGGAUGUGAAUUUAAAACUCUUGCAAAUACUCAAAUCAAUUUAUUUUUAAGAUUAGAUCCAGUAGAACCUUCAGAAUUAGUAGAACAAUUAUCACCAAUUUAUGGUUUGGUAGCAUAG